This is a messenger RNA of Fusarium venenatum, 1041 nucleotides long. RefSeq lists its product as uncharacterized. Gene Ontology annotation, molecular function: oxidoreductase activity. NCBI's taxonomy places the organism in Eukaryota, Fungi, Ascomycota, Sordariomycetes, Hypocreales, Nectriaceae. The record is from RefSeq and is a predicted model, not a curated record.
AUGACUCACGAAAUCAAGAACGUCGCUAUUGCCGGUGCGUCUGGCAGUCUGGGCUCGCACAUUUUGCAAGCUGUGGUGAAAGCUGGUCGUUUUAACGUGACCAUUCUCACUCGAAAGGUCAUUGACAAUGUACCCUCUGGAACUGCAGUCAAGGUAGUUGAUUACGAGUCAGCUUCAGACUUGGCGUCCGCCCUAAAGGGCCAGGAUGCACUGGUUGACGCCACGUCUGUGCCUGAUCCUAGCUUGGCUAUCCGCUUAAUGGAUGCGGCCGUUUCAGCCGGCGUCUACCGGAUUGUCCCGUCCGAAUUCAGCUCCGACCCAACAAAUUGUAAAGGGCGAAGCCUACCGCCUUUUCAAGGCAAGGCUAAGGCCCUGGAGUAUGUCCAGAAGCUUGCGGACACUGGCAAGAUCACCUGGACGGUCAUUUCCAACCACGCUUUCCUGGAUUGGGGUCUGCGUAUGUCAUUUUUCGGCGUCGACCUUCAGAACAAAAACAUUAAGUAUCUCAAGCCGGGUACCACCGUCAUCCCCAUGACGACACUUAAAUCAGUGGGAACUGCUGUCGCAAAUGCUCUCAUCAAGGCCGAGAACACGAAGAAUCGUAUUUGUUACAUUUGCAGCACACAGAAGACGCAGAAGGAUCUGACCGAACUUUCCAAGCAGGCGUUGGGCGAGGAAGAUUGGAAAUCAGAGGAUGUUAAUACUGAGGAUGCAUUCAACAAGGCAAUGGCUAAGCUGCAAGCUGGUCAGGCGGAUAUGCAGGUCAUUGGUGACAUCAUCCGUUUCUCGAUCUCUACUCCGGGCUACAUUAAUAGGCUCGAGAAGACGGAUAACGAUCUGUUGGGCGUCAAGACCUUGAGUGAUGAGGAAGUCAAAAAGAUUAUUCGAAGAUCUUAUGAGUUCAAGCGACCCCAUGCAGGGGCCUGUUACCUUACCAUCGGGCCGCUGUACUUUUGGUCUGGUGAUUCCGGGUCCUAUCUGGCACAUCGUCUCACUAAGGCCGCUCUGACACACGGGCUGUACAGUAUAUUAUCUAGCUAG